Molecule: messenger RNA, 2310 nt
Organism: Microthlaspi erraticum
Lineage: Eukaryota; Viridiplantae; Streptophyta; Magnoliopsida; Brassicales; Brassicaceae
Source: the annotation of a GenBank genome assembly
AUGGUUGACAAAGAAGACGAAGCAGUAAAUACAAGAGCUCUAAUAAAAAAGGGGUUUUUUGGAACGUGGACGAGAGGAGACAGCAAAGGAUGGAUCUUUGAGCCCGAUAAAGUUGAUGUCACAGGAAGUAUCCGUCUUCACUCGGGAUUGAGUUACUGUGAGUUGGUUGGAAACGUACGAAGGAGCCUCCAAAUUCUGGAUCCAAGCAUUAAGCUCAAACUUGCGUAUCAGUACCCGCAGUGGAUGGCUAUAGAUGACGGCGACGGUUCAACACCACAGUACAUCACAGACGAUCAAGAGGUUGAAGUCUUUAUUCAGAUGAGACGACACAUUGAGGAGGUCAACCUCUGCGUCACGGUGUCAAAGAAUAUAUCCGGAAUUCCAACAGCGGUGGAAGUUGGAAUCAUCACGGAGCGAGAAGGGAAUGAUGGUGGAAACGACGAGGGCGCCGAAGCUAAUACGGAGUGGUAUGAGUUUGCAAUGUCGGAAACACCAAUGACCAUGCCGUCACAAGCGCUAGGUUCCGUCAACCCCACGUGUCAUCCACUCGCAGUUCCAAAGAGAAGACGACCAACAUGCAUUUCUAUUCGUGAAGCAGAACCUAUCAUCCGCCUUGCAAGCCCUGCUGUAUCCCGUGGUGACAAAGGGAAGGGUAUUGCCGUUGAAGAGGUCACGGACUCCGACAGCGAUGAUGAUGCAAUCGUUCCUGUUCUACAAGCUGAUCGGCAACAAUCUGUUGGAGAAGUUGCGAGUUCUGGUGGCGUGGAUGCAGGCGUUCCUGUUCUAGCAGCGGAUCGUCCACCGUCUGUUAUGGAAGGUGCGAGUUCAGGUGGCGUUCGACGCCGGCUAUUUCCAGACGCCCAUUCAUGUGAAGAUGCGGCUUCCGAUUCUGAUGAAGGAGGGGAUGACAUAGAUGAUGAGGUCCCUUUGGGAGAAAGACAAACGUGGGGACGUUUUGAAGAAGCCCUCCACCAGCUUUUAACUGAUUUCAGUACGGAGGCAUCGUUGUUUGGACGUGAUGUGCCUCCAGUAUUCGAGGCUGAUUUGGAUGAUGUUGAUUCCGCUUUGGCGGACGUCCCAUACGAAGGGGACAAGCUCUACAUUGGGAGGGUCUACAAAUCAAAGACGGACUGCAAAAUUAAGAUUGCGAUUCAUGCCAUAAACAGGAGGUUCCAUUUCCGUACAACCCGGUCCAUGCGUGAGUUCAUGUUAAUGCAGUGCGCCUCCCUCACCUGUGGUUGGCGGGUGUACACUGUCCUCUUGGACGGAAGUGGGAACUUCCAGAUAAGAUCCGCCAACCUCUUCCACACUUGCAAUGUUGAUGACAGGCGCAACUACCACCGCUUAGCUACAACCCAAGUGAUAGGAGAGAUCAUGCAAUCCAAAUUUAUCGGAAUUAAGAGGGGUCCAACUCCAGCAGGCAUAAUGAAGGUCAUGUUGGAUGAUUACCAUGUCAACGUGUCAUAUUGGAAGGCAUGGAGGUCGCGGGAAAUUGCUAUGGAUACGGCACUUGGAACAAUGGCGGGAAGCUACGCCCUAUUGCCAGCUUACUUGGCUCUUCUACAAAAUGCAAACCCUGGCACACAGUGUUAUCUUGAGCAUGAGGAGAAUCCUGAUGGUGGGCGUUAUGGAGGGUGUUUGUUGUCUGCCUGCACACAAGACGCAAAUUUUCAGAUAUUUACCCUCGCCUUUGGAGUCGUUGAUAGUGAGAACGAUGACUCUUGGAUAUGGUUUCUCAACAAACUUACAACAUUUGUGGAUGAUUCUAUUGAUCUUGUCUUCGUCACGGACAGACAUCAGAGCAUAUACACCGGCCUUGCUACCGUGUACCCGCAAGCUCACCAUGUAGCGUGCACGGUACAUUUGUGGAGAAAUGUGCGUGGGUCUUAUAAGCCAAGGCGAAUUGCUACAAUCAUGUCUGAUGCCGCCAGACAGUUCAAUGUUGAAGGUUUCAAUAAGAAAUUCAUCGAAAUACAAAAGCUCAACCCGGGAUGUGCAGCGUACCUUGUGGACAUAGGGUUUGACCAUUGGACCCGAGCUCAUUGUAAAGGCCGCCGCUUCAACAUCAUGGACUCCAACAUCGCGGAGUCGUGGAAUGCAGUUGUCAAAGAAGCUCGGGAAUAUCCUUUGAUAUGUAUGUUUGAGUACAUUAGGACGUCCGUAAUGAGUUGGUUUGCAAUGCGUAGGGCAAAGGCUAUGAAGAACGACGGCCUUCUAUCUCCUCAUGUGAAGAAGCUAAUUGCCAAAAAAUUUGAAGAGUCAACUGAUCUCGCUGUUCGGAUGAUUAGUGAGUUCGAGUUCCAAAUCUAA